Solanum verrucosum is the source of this 1519-nucleotide messenger RNA. RefSeq names its product AAA-ATPase At2g46620-like. Gene Ontology annotation, molecular function: ATP hydrolysis activity; ATP binding. Lineage: Eukaryota; Viridiplantae; Streptophyta; Magnoliopsida; Solanales; Solanaceae. The record is from RefSeq and is a predicted model, not a curated record. Bases 80 to 1504 code for a protein of 474 amino acids. The transcript has a single exon.
CAUCAUUUUCCUCUCAAAUUCCCUUUUCCAUCAUCAUACUUCAUUACACUGUUUGAUUUUUACUUUUUUUUUUUCAAUCAUGUUUUGGUAUUUGAUUGCAAUAAUUGCUUCAGGUUUGUUUCUGAAGAUUCUGUUGAAAACUUCUUUACUGCAAAUUGUGAAAAAAUGGUGGAGGUUUUUGGAGGAUGGUUGUUAUGUCUAUCAGUUCUACAGGGUACCGCAAUUCAAUCACAACAUGCAGGAAAAUCAAUUGUAUCGAAAAGUUUGUACUUAUCUGAAUUCGCUCCCCUGUGUUGAAGAUUCUGAUUUCACCAACCUAAUCUCCGGCGACAAGUCCAAUGAAAUUAGCCUCGUUUUGGAUUCAAAUCAGAUUGUUGUUGACAAGUUCCUCAGCGCUAGAGUUUUCUGGAUCAAUGAAAAGGAUGAAUUUACUGGUUUGAAAUCGCUUGUCAUGAAGAUUAGGAAAAAGGAUAAGCGUCGAAUUCUCCAGCCUUACCUUCAGUGUAUACACUCUGUGUUCGAUGAAAUUGAGCAGAGGAAAAAGGAGGUGAGAUUAUUCGUCAAUGUAGAUAAUGAACCUCAGAGAAACGGACGGUGGAGAUCAGUGCCGUUCACACAUCCAGCAACUUUUGAUACGGUAGUGAUGGACAUGGAUCUCAAAAACAAGGUGAAAUCCGAUUUGGAAUCGUUUCAAAAAUCAAAACAGUACUAUCACCGACUCGGCAAAGUUUGGAAACGGAGUUAUCUCCUCUACGGACCUUCCGGCACCGGCAAAUCAACGUUCAUCGCCGGAAUAGCAAAUUUGCUGAACUACGACGUGUACGACGUCGAUUUAUCUAAAGUCACUGACGAUUCGGAUCUGAAAAUGCUUCUGUUACAAACAACGAGCAAGUCGCUAAUCGUUAUCGAAGAUCUCGAUAGUUACAUUGGGACCAAAUCAACGGCUCCAAGUUUAUCUGGAAUUCUCAACUUUAUGGAUGGAAUAUUCUCGUGUUGUGGGGAAGAGCGAAUCAUGAUAUUCACCAUCAACAACAAAGAUCAAAUUGAUCCGACGGUCCUCCGUCCAGGAAGAAUCGACGUUCACAUACACUUUCCUUUAUGUAAUUUCAACUCUUUCAAAACCCUAGCGAAUAGCCAUUUGGGUUUAAAAGAUCACAAGCUUUUCCCACAGGUAGAGGAGAUUUUUCAAACCGGGGCGGCUCUCAGCCCGGCUGAAAUCGGCGAGAUUAUGAUAUCGAACCGGAGCUCGCCGACUCGGGCAUUGAAAACAGUCAUUUCAGCUCUGCAAAUCAACACCGAGUCGAGGGCGGCGACUCGGCAUGCACGGCGGUUGAGCGAGAGUGGGUCGGUUCGAACCGCGGAGGAAACGGGUGAGUCGGGUAUUUUUUGCAGAGAAAAUCUCAGAGAGUUCAAGAAGCUAUAUGGACUUUUACGAGUUAGGAGUUGUAGAAAAGAUUCAUCCUAUGAAUUUGAUACGUCGGAUAAGGAUAAUUCUAAGGCAUGAUAACUAACAUUAACA